This is a messenger RNA of Lycium barbarum (goji berry), 3267 nucleotides long. RefSeq lists its product as uncharacterized. Bases 67 to 3009 code for a protein of 980 amino acids. Gene Ontology annotation, molecular function: protein binding. Gene Ontology annotation, biological process: protein folding in endoplasmic reticulum. Lineage: Eukaryota; Viridiplantae; Streptophyta; Magnoliopsida; Solanales; Solanaceae. The record is from RefSeq and is a predicted model, not a curated record. The transcript has 12 exons. Gene Ontology annotation, cellular component: EMC complex.
AUCUAUCUCUCUCUCUCACUCGAAGAGAGAAGAAAAUCCAAAUUCAACAAGUCAUAGCCAUUAGCAAUGGCGAUUAAAGCUUUUCUUAUACUUGUCGUGUUAUUCUCUUCGUUAUACAGUUCAUUCUCUCUUUAUGAAGACCAAGUUGGACUCGUGGACUGGCAUCAACAGUACAUCGGAAAAGUGAAGAAUGCAGUUUUUCAAACUCAGAAAGCUGGUAGGAAGCGUGUUGUGGUAUCCACAGAGGAGAAUGUCAUUGCUUCGCUUGAUCUUCGGCAUGGGGAGAUUUUUUGGAGGCAUGUUUUUGGGGACAAUGACACCAUCGAUGCAAUUGAUAUCUCCAUGGGAAAACAUGUUAUCACCCUAUCAUCAGAGGGAAGUAUCUUAAGAGCUUGGAACCUUCCUGAUGGCCAGAUGGUUUGGGAGUCGUUCCUUCGUGGAUCAAGGCCCUCCAGAUCAUUGUUAUUGACUCCAACAAACUUGAAAGCUGAGAAGGACAACGUGAUUCUUGUUCAUGGCAAUGGUUACCUGCAUUCUCUUUCGAGCAUUGAUGGUGUCAUUCUCUGGACAAAGGAUUUAUCACGUGAAGGCAUUGACAUUCAACAUUUGAUUCAUCCUGAAGGAAGCGAGGCAAUGUAUGCUAUAGGAGUUGGUGAUCUGACCCAGUUUGAAGCAUAUAUAAUCAAUGUUAGGAAUGGUGAACUGCUGAAGCACAGCAGGAUGGCAUUUCCUGGUGGAUUUUCCGGUGAUAUAUCUCUUGUCACAAGUGACAAAGCAGUGGUGCUGGACUCCUCUGGGUCAAUUUUAGUCUCAAUAAGCUUCACUGAGGGAGAAAUAAAAUUUCAGCAGGUGAACAUUGCCAAUCUUCUUCAGCACGUGUCAGGCUCAGCUGUGCUAUUGCCUUCUAAACUUGCGGGAAUGGUCGCUGUGAAAAUUGGGAAAUCUUUGUCAUUCAUCAAAGUGACAAAUGAAGGCAGAUUGGAGGCAGUGGAUACAGUGCCUCAUCCUGAGGCUGUAAGUGAUUCUUUGCCUUUUUCGGAAGGCCAAAGCGGUUUUGGGUUGAUUCAGCAUGAUGGUUCUAAGAUUCAUCUCACAAUAAGGACUGGUAAUGAUUUGAAGAGCUAUUUACUCGAAGAAAGUUUUGAAGUGGACCAACAUAGGGGGCUUGUCCACAAGGUUUUCAUCAACAACUAUAUCCGAACCGACCGAACUUAUGGAUUUAGGGCUUUGAUUGUCAUGGAAGACCAUUCACUGCUAUUGAUGCAACAGGGUGCGAUUGUCUGGAAUAGAGAAGAUGGGCUUGCAUCUAUUAUAGAUGUAACAACCUCGGAAUUGCCUGUAGAGAGGGCUGGGGUUGUCUCUAAAGUGGAGCAUAGUCUCUUUGAAUGGCUCAAGGGCCAUCUGCUGAAACUUAAAGGGACCCUAAUGCUUGCGACCCCUGAUGAUAUAGCCGCGAUUCAGAGACUGAGGUUACAAAGUGCUGAGAAAAGCAAGAUGACUCGAGACCAUAAUGGGUUUAGGAAGCUACUCAUUGUACUUACGCGAGCAGGAAAACUUUUUGCGAUUCACACAGGAGAUGGCCGAAUUGUUUGGUCCCUCUUACUGAAUGCUUUUCGUAGAUCAGAGAUAUGUGAAAAUCCCAGGGUGCUCAAGAUACAUCAGUGGCAAGUCCCCCAUCAUCAUGCAUUAGACGAGAACCCAUCAGUCCUUGUGGUUGGUACUAGUGGACUUAACUCAGAAGCAUCUGGAAUUCUCUCUUUUAUUGAUGCUUACAAAGGAGAGGAGCUUAAUUUCCUAGCACCUGCUCAUUCUAUUGCACAAGUUAUUCCACUGCCAUUUACGGAUUCCAUCGAGCAGCGUCUGCAUCUACUGAUAGAUGCUGAGGGGAAUGGCCACCUGUAUCCCAGAACUCCUGAGGCAGUUAGCAUUUUCCAGAAGGAGUUGGGAAACAUAUACUGGUACUCAGUUGAAGUAAAUAGUAAUGUAUUAAGGGGACAUGUGGUGAAGAAGAAUUGCAUACCUGAGAUAGGCGACGACUACUGUUUUGAAUCCAGUGACCUUUGGUCUGUUGUGUUCCCCUCUGAGUCCGAAAAGAUCAUUGCAACCUCAACAAGAAAAUUAAGCGAGGUGGUUCAUACACAAGCUAAGGUAACAGGGGACCAGGAUGUGUCAUAUAAAUAUAUAUCUAAGAAUCUGCUGUUUAUGGCCACUGUUACACCCAAAUCUGACAUUGGCUCAGUACUCCCAGAGGAUUCCUGGCUGUUUGUUUAUCUCAUUGACACAGUAACUGGCCGUGUACUGCACCGGAUGUCUCAUCAUGGCUCUCAGGGACCUGUCCAUGCGGUGUUUAGUGAGAACUGGGUUGUCUACCACUACUUCAACCUACGAGCACAUAGAUAUGAAAUGUCUGUCAUUGAGAUCUAUGAUCAGUCUCGAGCGGAUAACAAAGAUGUGCUGAAGCUUGUUUUGGGAAAGCAUAAUCUCACGGCAGCCCUGUCUUCGUACUCGCGUCCUGAAGUGAUCACUAAAUCUCAGUCUUAUUUCUUCACUCAUUCUGUGAAAACAAUGGCAGUGACAGCAACAGCAAAAGGCAUUACUUCCAGGCAGCUGCUUAUUGGCACAAUUGGAGAUCAGGUUUUGGCAGUUGACAAGCGUUUUCUAGAUCCUCGAAGAACACUGAACCCUACUCAAGCUGAAAAAGAGGAAGGGAUUAUACCUCUUACCGACUCAUUGCCAAUUAUGCCACAGGCUUACGUCACACAUGCCCUUAAAGUGGAAGGCCUUCGAAACAUAAUAGCUAUACCAGCAAAGCUGGAGUCAACCACCCUUGUCUUUGCUCAUGGACUGGAUCUCUUUUUCACUCGGCUUGCUCCGUCAAAGACCUAUGACUCUCUUACUGAAGAUUUUAGUUAUGCAUUGCUUCUCAUUACAAUAGUUGCCCUGGUUAUAGCAAUUUUUGUAACAUGGAUUUUGUCCGAGAGGAAAGAGUUAGAGGAGAAGUGGAAGUGAGUCAAGUCCAUAUGCUACUCCAUGACGUCUUCAACCCUGUAAUUUUGAGUCCUAACCUUUUGGCGUUGCUUAUUUAAUAGGAAAGUUAAGCUAGGCUGUGUUCUAGAAACUUAUCUUUACACAUAACUAGGUUGUAGGCAGUACAAUUUUGUCAUGACAAGCAUAUGAAGUGACAUAGAAACUCUUUCUUGUAUGACAUGAUGAAGCCAAAGGGCUUUGCUUUUUGCUAUAUCCUUUCGCGAAGAUGUUGAGUGUCAA